GGCCGAGCCGACAUGUUGCGAUCUCCUGUCCCCAAACCCUACCCUGACCCGUGCCCAUCGCGGCGACGCUGACCGCAUCCUUCUCCUCUUCCUCGAUCUCCUUCUAUUAAUACCCGCCGCCCUGCUUUCCCUUCCUCCUCGAUCCGUCUCUCUUUUCUCUCCUACGCUCUAUCGCGCCAUCGUUUCGUUCUUCUUCCGAUCUCUCUCUUCCUGAACUCGAAGAUGUCUGCCUACUGCGGCCAGUACCACGAUGAGCUUAUCGCCAAUGCUACCUACAUUGGCACCCCAGGCAAGGGUAUCCUUGCUGCUGAUGAGUCCACUGGCACAAUAGGCAAGCGCCUUGCUAGCAUCAACGUGGAGAAUGUUGAGGAGAACCGCCGCUCUCUCCGAGAGCUUCUUUUUUGCGCUCCUGGUGCCCUCCAGUACCUCAGUGGUGUAAUCCUCUUCGAGGAGACCCUCUACCAGAAGACAGCCAGCGGGAAGCCUUUUGUCGAAGUGCUCAAGGAGGGUGGAGUCCUUCCUGGUAUCAAGGUGGACAAGGGCACCAUUGAACUCGCUGGUACCAAUGGCGAGACCACUACCCAGGGUCAUGAUGACCUGGGCAAGCGCUGCAAGAAGUAUUACGAGGCAGGGGCUCGCUUUGCCAAGUGGCGUGCCGUUCUGAAGAUUGGUCCAAAUGAGCCGUCGCAAUUGGCGAUCGAUGCAAAUGCUGAUGGGCUGGCACGCUAUGCUAUCAUCUGCCAGGAGAAUGGCCUCGUCCCGAUCGUAGAACCAGAGAUCCUCGUCGAUGGGCCACAUGAUAUCGCGAAAUGUGCUUAUGUUACAGAGCGGGUGCUUGCCGCUUGCUACAAGGCGCUAAACAACCACCAUGUUCUUCUGGAAGGAUCUCUGUUGAAACCAAACAUGGUGACACCAGGGUCAGAAUCCGCAAAGGUGGCUCCCGAGGUGAUCGCAGAGUACACCGUGCGAGCUCUCCAGAGGACUGUUCCUGCUGCUGUCCCUGCAAUCGUCUUCCUCUCAGGAGGGCAGAGCGAAGAGGAGGCUACUCUGAACCUGAACGCAAUGAACAAGCUGAAGGGGAAGAAACCAUGGUCGCUGUCCUUUUCAUUCGGCCGCGCUCUGCAGCAGAGCACGCUCAAGGCGUGGGCUGGCAAGGAGGAGAACGUCCAGAAGGCGAGGGCCGCUCUCCUCACAAGGUGCAAGGCGAACUCCGAGGCAACACUCGGGACGUACAAGGGUGAUGCUGCCGGAGGAGAAGGUGUCUCCGAGAGCCUCCAUGUCAAGGACUACAAGUACUGAUCAGGCUUGUUUAUUCUACCCGAUGAGUGUUUAAACAAUCGCAUUAAGUUCAAACUAAUGCUGGUCCGGGGGGAUCUUUAAUCUUUUGCUGCUUAAGAUGUUGCUUAAUAAGUUGGGGGGCGGUUUAUGCCUUCAACUUUUACGGUUUAGGUCUGUUAUCCCUCAUGCAUUUUGUUUUACUUGGAUAAUGACUGAUCUUGCGGUUUGUUCCUCUAAAAAUGAUUGUUGCUUGA
Molecule: messenger RNA, 1532 nt
Organism: Musa acuminata AAA Group (dessert banana)
Lineage: Eukaryota; Viridiplantae; Streptophyta; Magnoliopsida; Zingiberales; Musaceae
Product: fructose-bisphosphate aldolase 1, cytoplasmic
Exons: 2
Coding region: 223-1299 (358 amino acids)
Biological process (GO): glycolytic process; fructose 1,6-bisphosphate metabolic process
Cellular component (GO): cytosol
Molecular function (GO): fructose-bisphosphate aldolase activity
Source: RefSeq, a predicted model, not a curated record